AUGGGCGUGCAACAAGAUUUCUUGCCACGCAUCCAGCGAUCGCAGCCACAGCCUGCCAAGUCUCCCCGCGGACUCUCAAGGCGCUCGAGCUUCCGUCGUCACUCUCACCCCGCGGCCAUCGAGCUACCCGAAGACGUACGCGCUCUCAAGCAACGAAUCCUCGAAACCCACCCAGCCAAGCUUACGCGCUUCAGCCUGAGCCAUAUGCGUCACAUGGCUAUCCCGCCGGUGCUCAUUCCGGACACACUCAACGACCGCCGUGCUAUCCGCACGGUCGUGUCUGGCAAGAGCGUUCCGCUCACCAUGCACAUGUGGGAGAACUGCAAAAGGAAGACCAAGCACCUCGACAUGAUCGACGAGUACGUCACCUACCGGUGAGAAUCAUUCCACCUUGCGUCCCGUUCCAGUUGUUAGUCCCUUUCGCCGCCGUCCUUCGGAGACGACGAGUUCAGCGCCGAGAAGUUUCAGCCACCCCGCCAAUAGAUCUACGAGCUCAAAGAGGUAGCCUAAGCUUGAACAUGACGCAC
Messenger RNA from Phytophthora infestans T30-4, 527 nucleotides. RefSeq lists its product as uncharacterized. The record is from RefSeq and is a predicted model, not a curated record. The coding region runs from base 1 to 378 and encodes 125 amino acids. The transcript has a single exon. NCBI's taxonomy places the organism in Eukaryota, Oomycota, Peronosporomycetes, Peronosporales, Peronosporaceae.